Capsella rubella is the source of this 992-nucleotide messenger RNA. RefSeq lists its product as uncharacterized. Gene Ontology annotation, cellular component: chloroplast stroma; thylakoid. The transcript is spliced from 8 exons. Bases 65 to 871 code for a protein of 268 amino acids. Gene Ontology annotation, biological process: chlororespiration. The record is from RefSeq and is a predicted model, not a curated record. NCBI's taxonomy places the organism in Eukaryota, Viridiplantae, Streptophyta, Magnoliopsida, Brassicales, Brassicaceae.
AUUUUUCUCCUUCUUUCAUCCCCAACAAAAAAAAAAAAAAAAAAUUUCAAUCAGAUCAGUUUCCAUGGCUGCUGCCGCUAAUACCGCUGCCAUUUUUGCCUCUCCUUCGCAGGCUUUAUCCUCUAAACGCAGUUUUUUGUAUAGUCCAACGAUCAGUCCAAUACAAAGGAGAUUUCCAAAGAGGAAACUUGAUUUGCAAGUAAAAGCUGUUGCCACAACUCUUGCUCCACAAGAAGAAAUCAAAGAAUAUAAGCUUCCUUCAUGGGCAAUGUUCGAGAUGGGUACUGCUCCAGUGUACUGGAAAACCAUGAAUGGUCUUCCUCCAACCGCAGGUGAAAAGUUGAAACUUUUCUAUAAUCCAGCUGCAAGCAAACUCACUCUUAACGAGGACUAUGGGGUUGCUUUUAACGGAGGAUUUAACCAACCAAUCAUGUGUGGUGGGGAGCCAAGAGCAAUGCUAAAGAAAGAUCGAGGCAAAGCCGACUCUCCAAUUUACACUAUGCAGAUUUGCAUUCCUAAACAUGCUGUGAAUUUGAUAUUCUCGUUCACCAACGGUGUCGAUUGGGACGGUCCAUACAGACUUCAGUUUCAAGUCCCCAAGCAAUGGCGAAACAAACCUAUCGAGUUCUUCGAUGAGGGUCUAGCCAACGAGUUGAGCCAAGAUGGAGCUUGCGAGAGAGCAAUAUUUCCUGACUCGAACGUUGUUGCCACACGUUGCACAAUGAUCGCCAACUUGACGGUCGAAGGAGGAGAUAGAUGCAAUCUGGAUCUGGUUCCUGGGUGCAUGGAUACAAAUUCGGAACAUUUCAACCCAUACGCUAAUGUUGAUGAUGGCUCUUGUCCCCUCGAGUUAUCCGAUUCUGAGGAAUAGAACUAAUUAUUGAUUAAGUAAAUAUAGACACACCUAUGUUAGUUUCAGUAUUUGAAUACAAAGAUAUCACUUGUCGAUUUUUAAUACAGUAAAUUAUAUACAAAGCUUUACAGUUACAAUA